Messenger RNA from Camelina sativa (false flax), 1382 nucleotides. RefSeq lists its product as uncharacterized. Gene Ontology annotation, molecular function: acyltransferase activity, transferring groups other than amino-acyl groups. Lineage: Eukaryota; Viridiplantae; Streptophyta; Magnoliopsida; Brassicales; Brassicaceae. The record is from RefSeq and is a predicted model, not a curated record.
AUCGCGAUCUGUCUAUAAAUGACACUGCUUAGACGUAGGAAUGUGAUAUCUCAAACAAUCAUCAUCCUAAAAUGGAGAUGGGCUCACAAGAAACACAACCAAUCAUGAGCUCUUCGCCUCCGGGGAGAAUAUCACUCCGGCCGAUGACUCUUUCCGACGUCGACGACUACAUGGUUUGGGCAACAGACCCUAAAGUGGCACGCUUCUGCACUUGGGAGCCUUGCACGAGCAGAGACGAAGCCAUCAAAUACAUAACCGAUCGUGUCUUGACACACCCUUGGCUCCGAGCCAUCUGCUUAGAAGACGACCGUCCUAUCGGCUACAUCUUGAUCAUGGCGGUGGAUGACAUCAGAAAAGAGAUCGGUUAUGUCCUAGCGAGAAAGUAUUGGGGAAAAGGGUUUGCGACGGAGGCAGUGAGGCUAGUGACGGCGGAGAUAUUUAAAGAAUUUCCAGAGAUUGAGAGGGUUGAGGCACUUGUCGAUGUGGACAAUGUUGGAUCUCAAAAGGUUCUUGAGAAAGUUGGGUUUACUAGAGAAGGUGUGAUGAGGAAGUUUCUAUAUAUCAAGGGAAGUGUAAGAGACACUGUUAUGUUUAGUUUCUUGCCUACUGAUACUAUGAAGUAAUUGGAUCGACAAAAAUAUUAAUAAACAUAGAAGUGAUUCACAUUCUAUUUAUAUGUUGGAGUUAGUGUAGGACUCAUACCCAAAAUAGCUUCUCAUUAAUUACUCUUUGGCUUAUUGGAUGUGUGUUCUGUUUUCAGCGAUGGUGUCAAUCUAAGAGUACUCUUUGACAAUACCUUGAAUUGUUAAUUUCUUAACCGGAUCAUACCCAAAAUAGCUUCUCAGACCACUCCUCUUCCCCGUCUUCAUUCUAGGUAAAGUUAAAGAUUUUCCGGUGCUAGGGUUACAUAUAACCGACAUCAACGCUGGGUUUUUCCUACCCUUUAAGAUCCGUUUUUCAGUAAGACAGACGACGCCGUUGCUAGGACCAAUGAGUCCACAGGCGUUGGGGAAAUGUGCAUGUAAUCGAUUGGCUGCACAAGAGAUCUCAUCAUGACUUUGAUGAGGAGACUACUGGUGUGAGGAGAAGAAUACCAUAAUCAUGUUUGCAAUCUCCAUUUCGAAAAAAGAUUUGUGCAUGCUAUUUAGCACAAAAUUUAGGCCUAAAUAUCGGAGGUUCGUCAAAGCUGAUCCAACUUUUUUGGUUGCUUUUUUGUUUUGUAUAAUGAAAAUAAUCUGAAUGUAAAAGAUGUGGUUACAAAAGGUAGAGAAGAGUUUUAAAUAGCAAAGAUUAUUAGCCUAUUAGAACAAUCUUUUGCUCUAGAUCGAAUGUAUGAAACAAUUAUGUAAAGCGUUAAAUAAGAUCAUAAGAUUCAUGAAGUA